AUGAGUUAUAAAACAGAACAAGUAGUAUCUGCAAGCUACGUAACAAGACCAAAGGAAGGUUUCAUGCAUAUCGCCGAUCACCAUGGUGUAGUUGUCAAGACCAACCAAGGUAACAAUUAUCUAAUACACAGUGUUCCAUCGUCUGGUGUCGUUGUUACCGAUGCCAAGUAUAUGACUGGUAAUUGGAGGGUUGAUCAUCCGAUCAAUGUAAGAGGUGCCAAGACUGUUCAUGGUGCACAUCCGAGUGCAUCGGGAAGAUCUCUCAACCCAAUGGUAAACUACGUCACAAGUGGUAGUUGUAUCAUGUCUGCUAAAAAUGCUGAAAACUAUCUUUUAAAUUAA
Messenger RNA from Cavenderia fasciculata, 342 nucleotides. RefSeq lists its product as uncharacterized. The record is from RefSeq and is a predicted model, not a curated record. The transcript has a single exon. Lineage: Eukaryota; Evosea; Eumycetozoa; Acytosteliales; Cavenderiaceae. The coding region runs from base 1 to 342 and encodes 113 amino acids.